Molecule: messenger RNA, 1392 nt
Organism: Xenopus tropicalis (tropical clawed frog)
Lineage: Eukaryota; Metazoa; Chordata; Amphibia; Anura; Pipidae
Exons: 2
Coding region: 1-1392 (463 amino acids)
Source: RefSeq, a predicted model, not a curated record
AUGUUCGAUAAAUCCACAAAGCUGGACCCGGUCUCACGUAUUAUAACAAAGCCCCGACCCUCAUUUGUGAGCAGCGACAGAGUCGCAGCACCUCCCCUCAAGCCGCAACUCCCGGCACCACCUUACAAACUGCAACUCCCAGCACCGCCCCACAAGCUGCAACUCCUGGCACCGCCCCCACAAGCUGCAACUCCCGGCACCUCCCCUCAAACUGCAACUCCCGGCACCGCCCCACAAGCUGCAACUCCCCUCAAGCUGCAACUCCUCGGCACCGCCCCUCAAGCUGCAACUCCCGGCACCGCCCCACAAGCUGCAACUCCCGGCACCGCCCCUCAAGCUGCAACUCCCGGCACCGCCCCUCAAGCUGCAACUCCCGGCACCGCCCCUCAAGCUGCAACUCCCGGCACCACCUUACAAACUGCAACUCCCGGCACCGCCCCUCAAGCUGCAACUCCCGGCACCGCCCCACAAGCUGCAACUCCCGGCACCGCCCCUCAAGCUGCAACUCCCGGCACCGCCCCACAAGCUGCAACUCCCGGCACCGCCCCACAAGCUGCAACUCCCGGCACCGCCCCAGCGCACUCCCGGCCCCCCUCAAGCUGCAACUCCCGGCACCGCCCCUCAAGCUGCAACUCCCGGCACCGCCCUCAAAGCUGCAACUCCCGGCACCGCCCCUCAAGCUGCAACUCCCGACACCGCCCCUCAAGCCGCAACUCCCGGCACCUCCCCUCAAGCCGCAACUCCCGGCACCUCCCCUCAAGCCGCAACUCCCGGGCACCUCCCCUCAAGCCGCAACUCCCGGCACCUCCCCUCAAGCCGCAACUCCCGGCACCUCCCCUCAAGCCGCAACUCCCGGCACCUCCCCUCAAGCCGCAACUCCCGGCACCUCCCUCAAGCCGCAACUCCCGGCACCGCCCCACAAGCCGCAACUCCCGGCACCGCCCCUCAAGCCGCAACUCCCGACACCGCCCCUCAAGCCGCAACUCCCGGCACCUCCCCUCAAGCCGCAACUCCCGGCACCGCCCCUCAAGCCGCAACUCCCGGCACCGCCCCUCAAGCUGCAACUCCCGGCACCUCCCCUCAAGCUGCAACUCCCGGCACCGCCCCUCAAGCUGCAACUCCCGGCACCUCCCCUCAAGCCGCAACUCCCGGCACCACCUUACAAACUGCAACUCCCGGCACCGCCCCUCAAGCUGCAACUCCCGGCACCGCCCCUCAAGCUGCAACUCCCGGCACCGCCCCUCAAGCUGCAACUCCCGGCACCGCCCCUCAAGCCGCAACUCCCGGCACCGCCCCUCAAGCCGCAACUCCCGGCACCUCCCCUCAAGCCGCAACUCCCGGCACCGCCCCUCAAGCUGCAGGAAGGCAGAUUCCAAGUGUGUUGCCCUUUAA